Arabis nemorensis is the source of this 477-nucleotide messenger RNA. The record is from the annotation of a GenBank genome assembly. NCBI's taxonomy places the organism in Eukaryota, Viridiplantae, Streptophyta, Magnoliopsida, Brassicales, Brassicaceae.
AUGGGAACGAGAGAAGUAUACGAAGAGAAGCUGAGGCGAGGGAAUCUUGAUUAUGAUCCGACAAUGAAUCCUGGUCUUGGUUCUGCUCGUUGUCCUCGUUGUCUUUCUCUCUUAGACCCUAACUCAGAGAAAGGAGAGUGGACAAUAACUUCGGUUUUGCACGAUGCUGCUGCUGUGGCUGGUUCUGGUAUUGGUGGCUUGCUUAGUGCUGUACAUGCCUUCAAUACAGGGAUGCCAUAUCUUCAAAAUAAGUUUAAAGGGUCAAAGCGGCUCUCCUUUCUUGUGGGGGUUCCAUUGCUACUAGGAUAUUCAGGUGCAGGGGCUGCCUUUGGAGGUUAUGCACUCCCGAAGUUUGCUCAGCUGACAGUUACCUCGUAUUAUGCAUCUUCAAGUGCUUCACAUUAUGGGAUUUCUAUGCUCACCCGCCGUAUCGAAGAAGCUCAUCUUUCUCGAAGUAAGAAAGAAGAGGUAAAAUGA